AUGCAAUGAAUAUACAAACAGUUCGUGCAACUGGAAAAUCACCAUACUCUCUUGUGUUCGGGCAGGAUCCACUUAAGAACUUUUCAAUACUUGAAGAUUUAUAUCAAAAGAAUGUUGUAGAUGAGGAGAACCUACCUGAUGAUUUUUUUGAAGAAUCAGAUGAUAAUGAUUUAUUGUUGGAUCAAUCAGAAUCAUUAGAUCAAUCUAAAUUACCAACAGUCUUGAAUCGAGAAUUUUCAACACUGAAUCAAUUUGAAUCCUCAACAUUGAAUCAAGUUAAAUCCUUAACAUUGAAUCAAUUUGAGUCCUCAACACCAAAUCAAUUUGAAUCCUCAACACCGAAUGAUAAU
Messenger RNA from Dentiscutata heterogama, 350 nucleotides. The record is from the annotation of a GenBank genome assembly. NCBI's taxonomy places the organism in Eukaryota, Fungi, Glomeromycota, Glomeromycetes, Diversisporales, Gigasporaceae.